UCCGAGUCCUUACUGUUCCGUCUAGUCGUACAGCGCACAAACGACUGUCUACUGGGAUCCAGUCUAAGAGAGCUAUUUCUGCCCUAGGACUCGAUGCUAUGCCUACGCCGGCGAGACCACGGGAAGCAGCAUCAGGGCUUCCAGAUACACGAAGUGUGAAUCGAGUUGGCUCUUUAUUUUGACAUGGUGAUGUCAAUUGAAUGACGCUACUCGGAUCCUGUAUGAGCGUUUUGGAGGCACAGCACAUAUCGAUGGUGAGAGAUUCUAAAGUCCUAGCUAAGGAAGCUUGUUGUCCUAUUUGACACAGUGUUCGGACGUUAUAAGCUCUAACAUGGAGUUUAGAGCGUGAUUUCAGGAGACCAGGAAUAACGUUCCGCGUACUCCAAUCGUUUUCCCUAGCGGUACGAGAUGAUAAAGGGAUGUGAUAAAGGUUAGUCAUGGAGAUAAGAGUGGUAUUAGGAAGUGUAGGAAGGAUUUGAAUGUGACCAUCUUGGUCUCGUGUGCUGUUACGGGUAUGAGGGCUGGUGUCACUUUCCGGCUGCUCACACCGUGGAAGGAUAUUUCUUAAGGAACCUGUAAAGGAAUUCGGAUUAAUGUCGGCCUUAACGACCUGGGAGCGUGACCGCAGAGCCCAAGGGACAACUGCUUGAGGCCGGUCGCGCACGGCCUUUUCGUGGAAGGUUUUCAAUGUGUUAGCUCCGUUCUUCAAAGGGCCUUACCACUGGAAACGGAAAUCCGUGAGGUAAGAAAAGGUUGACCCUAGGAAACGUCACCCACUCUUGACUUGUUUGAUAGCCAUCCUGAUUUCUUCCGUCCUUGGUGGAGUGACAUCUAUAGUAAGGUGUGUUUGUUGCUUCGAUGUCUGUUGGAUCCAGUGGAGCUGGACUAUUCAAGAGUUCCUCGAAAUGUUCUACCCAUCCUUCCUCUGUUCUCGAAUCUCAGUGAUUGGCUUGUCUUCUUUGUCCUUGACCGCUCACUCUGGCUUACCAUAUUUCCUUUCCAGUUUCUUCGUUGUGUCAUAUAGUUGUCUCACAUUUCCUUCUGCAGCUUUUUCCGCUGUCGCUGCUAGCUCUUCCACGUACUUCUGCUUGUUAGCUCCAAUGAUCUUCACUUGUUUGUUUGUUUCUGUAUAUUCAGCUUGUGCCCUGACUCUCUCUGUUCCUUUUUGACUGCUGUUAAUUGCUGUCUUCUUGUUCUUCCUUUCUUGAAUCUUGUCUUGUGUCUCGAUUGAAAUCCCUUCUUUAGAUGAUGCUUGCUGUAGUCCAGCACCUCCUGAUAAGUUGAAGAUAGUGCUUCUUUGAUUUCUUUCUACUUGUCCUCCAUCUUAGUUUCUUCCUUUUUGAGAUUUUGUAGGGCUGGGACCUGCUGUUGAGAGCUAUUUUGAAUUGGUUGAGUUUGUCAACAUGUCGAAGGAAGGCUGUGUUGAACCUUUGUACUGCCGUCUCCCCAGCUGUCCAGUAUUUUUUUCAGCUUCGAUUUCACCUUGGCAACCACCAGCUAGUGGUGUUCUGAAGCAACGUCAGCUCCUUUCCUGGUUCUUAAGUCUUCCAUUGACCUCCUGAAUUUUUUAUUAAUACAAAUGUGAUCUAUCUGGUUCUAUGUAUUGUGAUCCGGUGAGACCCAUAUAGUUUGUUGUAUGCGUUUGUGUGGGAAUAUUGUGCCGCCUAUAACUAUUUCGAGAAUGCACAUAGAUUUGCAAAUCUCUCACCAUUUUCGUUCUUUUCUCCCAGUCAUUUCAUAUCGCCCCAUGAUAUCUUCAUACCGUUUGUUGUCCAUUUCAACGGCCGGUUAGGUCUUUCAUCAUGAUGGUCAGUUGCUUUCCUGAGUACUUCUCUAUGAUGACUGCAAUCUCUCAUAAUACUGAUCUUUAUCAUCUUCGUUGCUGUCAUUGGUGGGUGCAUAACUGUUGUCGCUACCUUGACGUGGUGGUCGGGCCUGCCUAUCGUGAUGAAGCAACCGAGCUAUAUUGGCUGGAAUAACUGUUCCUCAAGGUCCUACCAUGUCAGACAGGUCGGUUGAAGAGCGGUAAGACUAAAAGCAACAAACCCAAGGUCCGAAGGCGAAGUUGUACUGCUGACUGUAUAGGGGUGUGACAGUAGUAAGGUGUUUCCUUCAGACAACCAGCUUGACAGCGGUGCUGCCUUCCCACAAGGAGGGGUGGGGUUAGAAAAGGUUGACCCUAAAAAUGCACACCUCGCCUUAUCUCACGGAUAUGCGUCUCCGGCGAUACGGUCUUAACAAGUACGAAGCUAACACAAAAAUUACCUAUAAAAAGGUCGUGUGUGACCGACCUCAAGCAGUUGUCCCUUGGGCACUGCGAUGACGCCCUCAUGUCACUAAGACCACUAAUCCUAUUUCCUCUCCAGGUACCUCCAGAAAAACCCUUCCACGGUGUGGGCAACCGGGAAGUGAUAACCGCCCUUAUACCUCAAACAGGACUCAAGACCACUGUAUUCAUAAUCAACCUCCCUCUUCAAUUCAUAUUAUUACUCCUACAUCGACUUUCACCUCUACACUUCCUCUUUCGGCAUCCCCCCCAAGUGUCACCACAGCCAACGAUUCUAGUGCUCAAAACACUGUCCCAGGUCUACUGAAACCUCGCUCCAAACUACACAUUGGAGCCUUCAACGUAAGUUAAAUCGGUCAACAGGCUUCCCUGAUUAGAACCCUAGAAUCUCGUACCAUUGAUGUAUGCUGUGUCUCUGAAACACGCAUACAGGAUCCCAGUGUGGUCAUUCACUUGACCUCACCUCGGCAAAACGGAGAGCCAACGAGAUACACCCUCCGUGUAUUUGGUGACCUGACGCCCAGCUCUCGUGAACUGGCAGGAGUAGGCAUAGCACUAAGCAUGAGGGCGGAACAAGCACUGUUAGAGUGGAUUCCCGUCAACAGUCGUUUAUGUGCUGUUCGGCUAAACGGCUCCGUGAGAACUCGGAAGGAUAGGGACACACGUCGUUGCCUUUUUGUCGUUUCUGCCUACGCUCCCACCGACUGCAGCUCAGAUGAAAUGAAAGAUGAAUUUUACAGAAAGCUAUCUGAACUUCUUCAGUAAGCUAAACGUUCAGACAUAUUACUCGUAGCAGGUGACUUUAAUGCUCAGAUAGGUAGUUUAAACCAAACAGAAAGGCAUUUAGGUGGGUAUUUUAGUAUUCCGGCACAACGAACAGAUAAUAGUGAUCGUCUGCUGCAACUAUGCUCAGACAAUCGCUUGAUUUUAGCAAACACAAAUUUUAAGCAUAACAUGGCGACCCCCUACACCAAACCAAUAAUGGACUCAAAUAGACCAUAUUGCCAUCAGUCAUCAAUGGAGAGGCUCAAUAAAAGGUUGUCGCUCAAUCUGGAGUACCUGCUUGGACUCCGACCAUGCCCUAAUACGGGCACGCAUCUGCUUGCGCCUCACUGGACGCAAAAAAGCCACACUAAAACGAACCAUUAGAACUGAGUUGAGCAACGAGAAAACCAAAAGUAGGUUCCAGGAACAACUGAGGUCACACUUAGGUAGUUCUGAAAACGAGGCUGACCCAGAUGUUGCUUGGAAAGAUAUACAAACAGCUGUGGAAACAGCAAUGAAAUCUAUUAGUGACUUAAACCACAGAGUUACAAAGAACCAGUGGAUUUCUUCAAAGUCUAUCACACUGAUGGAUUCUCGCAAACUCUUCCCAUCAGGUUCCGAACAUGAUGAAGAGCGACAACAAAUCAGAUCUAGGUUAAGAAACAGUCUAAGAAACGACCGUGAGCAGUGGUGGGCAACGAAAGCAAAAGAAAUGGAAAAGGCGGCGACUAUAAGGAACACAAGACAGCUUUACAGACUAAUAAAACUGGAACUAAUAAGUCAAGUGUAAGUGAGAUUAUUUCGUAAAAAAAGACGACAUUCUCAUCUGCUUCCAGUCCAGACAUUUAGAACGAUGGGCGGAACAUUUCAGAGAACAGUUCAGCUAGCCUUCAGCUACUCUACAACUACCCUCCAUUCCCAGACAGUGUGAAUGGAACAUUGAAGUAGGUCCCCCAAAUCUUGCUGAAGUUGAGAAAGCUCUAAACUCCAUGUUAGAGCUUAUAACGUCCGAACACUGUGUCAAAUAGGACAACAAGCUUCCUUAGCUAGGACUUUAGAAUCUCUCACCAUCGAUAUGUGCUGUGCCUCCAAAACGCUCAUACAGGAUCCGAGUAGCGUCAUUCAAUUGACAUCACCAUGUCAAAAUAAAGAGCCAACUCGAUUCACACUUCGUGUAUCUGGAAGCCCUGAUGCUGCUUCCCGUGGUCUCGCCGGCGUAGGCAUAGCAUCGAGUCCUAGGGCAGAAAUAGAUCUCUUAGACUGGAUCCCAGUAGACAGUCGUUUGUGCGCUGUACGACUAGACGGAACAGUAAGGACUCGGAAAGGUAGGCACACUCGUCGUUGCCUCUUUGUCGUCUCUGCCUAUUCUCCUACUGACUGCAGCUCAGAUGAUGUAAAAGAUGAAUUUUACAGAAAGCUUUCCGACCUCCGAAAAGCUAGGCGCACUGAUGUAGUAAUAGUGGCUGGUGACUUUAAUGCUCAAGUAGGUAAACUAAGCGAAAGGGAAAGACACCUGGGUGGAUCUUAUGGUGUCGUGGCUCAAAGAACAGACAAUGGCGACCGUCUGUUGCAGCUAUGCUUAGAUAACCGCCUGUUUCCUGCAAUUACUAACUUUAAGCAUGAGGAAAAGCAUCUUUUAACAUGGCGACCCCUAAAUCGUCCCAACGUUGGACCCAAAUAGAUCACAUCGCUAUCAGCCACCGAUGGAGGGGCUCAAUAGAAGACUGUCGCUCAUUCUGGAGUAUAUGCUUAGAUUCAGAUCAUGCUCUAGUGCGAGCGCGUAUUUGCUUGCGUCUUACUGGACGUAAGAAAGAUGCUGCAAGGAAACCUCUUAGGGCCCUACUUAAUGAUAGUCAAGCUAAGAGUAUAUUUCAGGAUCCACUAGAAAAACAGGCAGCCAUGUAGGCGAUGCCCACCCCGAGGCAGCAUGGAAUGAUAUCCGAAGAGCUGUGGAAACCGCAGUGAUAUCUGCUAGUACGGUAAAGCGUAAGGUUAGGGAGCAACACUGAAUCUCAGCAGCAGCUACCGCACUGAUAGAUGCUCGAAAACUCAUUCCAUCUGGCUCUGAACAUAACGAAGAGCGGAGUCAGCUUAAGCGCAAGCUGACAAGAAGCCUACGCAAUGAUCGCGAACAGUGGUGGAUAGCGAAAACAAGAGAGAUGGAAAAGGCAGCGGCAAUAGGUAAUAGCAGACAACUGUUCAGACUUAUUAAGGAAACCGGUAUUAGGAACCUGACUGUUAUCGAAACUAUCUCAGAAAAAGAUGGACAUAUUAUACAUUCUCAAUCCAGGAGAUUGGAUCGAUGGGCAGAACACUUUAGGGAUCAGUUCAACUGGCCUUUAGCCACACUUCGGUUUCCCACGAUCUCCAGUUGACCUGGAUGGAAAGUUAAUAUAAGUCCUCCGACUCUUUACGAAGUUGAGAAAGCUACAGGAAAUCUGAAGCGAGGGAAAGCAGCAGGCCCUGACAGGUUUACUCCUGAGAUUUUUAAGGAUGGUGGUCCAGUAUUAGCAGUGAG
Schistosoma haematobium is the source of this 5570-nucleotide messenger RNA. RefSeq names its product Craniofacial development protein 2. Gene Ontology annotation, biological process: chromatin remodeling. The transcript has 2 exons. NCBI's taxonomy places the organism in Eukaryota, Metazoa, Platyhelminthes, Trematoda, Strigeidida, Schistosomatidae. Gene Ontology annotation, cellular component: nucleus. Bases 4128 to 4733 code for a protein of 201 amino acids. The record is from RefSeq and is a predicted model, not a curated record.